Messenger RNA from Batrachochytrium dendrobatidis JAM81, 411 nucleotides. RefSeq lists its product as uncharacterized. The transcript is spliced from 2 exons. Bases 1 to 411 code for a protein of 136 amino acids. Lineage: Eukaryota; Fungi; Chytridiomycota; Chytridiomycetes; Rhizophydiales. The record is from RefSeq and is a predicted model, not a curated record.
AUGAAAAGCGGUACUUUUGCACUUAUAUCGAUACUGGCUAUUUCGGCUCAUGCCGAGCUUGUUUCGACCAACACUAUUAUUGACAAUGACUUUCGACUUCAAAAACGACAAGUUCGAAAACUCGUAAGCUUUUUUAAUAACAAACCAGGUGGCAGUGGUACGAAGCCAAGUUUUCCAAAGAAAGGGCCUGUUAACGGCCCUAUAAAAUCUGUCAAGAGUACUCCUAAUGGACCAGUUUCAAUUGGUACCAAGGCCGGAACGUCUGGAAAAAAACCACCUAUAGCGCCUAAACCAUCACUCGGACCAGCGCCUAAACCAUCACUCGGACCAGGUAAUAAAUCACCAACACCUCAAUCAAAUGGAACACCACCACAAAAACCACCUAUAGCGCCUAAACCUCAAUGGAUUUAA